CAGAGGGCGCAGGGUUUCCUGAGAAGGCGUUUCACACGAGAUUUGACCUGCGGGACGCUCCGUAGUUAGAGACGUGCUAGAACAGAAGGCACAAAGAGACUUUGGAUUGCGAUUGGUUCGCACGUGGGGUUCCCGGAACUCAGUGAGCGCCGCGCGAAGGCUGAAGGGAGCGGUGUGGUCCGCUUCUGUUGUGAGGCGGGCGGCACCGACCACCGGGACCGCAGACAUGCCUCGGUAUGCGCAGCUGGUCAUGGGCCCGGCCGGCAGCGGGAAGAGCACCUACUGUGCCACCAUGGUCCAGCACUGUGAAGCCCUCAAUCGGUCCGUGCAAGUUGUGAACCUAGAUCCUGCAGCAGAACACUUCAACUACUCCGUGAUGGCUGACAUCCGGGAACUGAUUGAGGUAGAUGACGUCAUGGAGGAUGACUCUCUGCGAUUUGGUCCCAACGGAGGAUUGGUAUUUUGCAUGGAGUACUUUGCCAAUAAUUUUGACUGGCUAGAGAGUUGUCUUGGCCACGUGGAGGAUGACUAUAUCCUUUUUGACUGUCCAGGUCAGAUUGAGUUGUAUACACACCUGCCCGUGAUGAAACAGCUGGUCCAGCAGCUGGAACAAUGGGAGUUCCGGGUCUGUGGAGUUUUUCUCGUUGAUUCUCAGUUCAUGGUGGAGUCAUUCAAGUUUAUUUCUGGCAUUUUGGCAGCACUGAGUGCUAUGAUCUCUCUAGAAAUUCCACAAGUUAACAUCAUGACAAAAAUGGAUCUGCUGAGCAAGAAAGCUAAAAAGGAAAUUGAAAAGUUUCUAGACCCAGACAUGUAUUCUUUAUUAGAUGAUUCCGCAAGUGGCUUACGAAGCAAAAAAUUCAAAAAGUUGACUAAAGCUAUAUGUGGACUGAUUGAUGACUACAGCAUGGUUCGAUUUUUGCCUUACGAUCAGUCGGAUGAAGAAAGCAUGAACAUUGUGUUACAGCAUAUUGAUUUUGCCAUUCAGUAUGGAGAAGACUUAGAAUUCAAAGAACCAAAGGAACAUGAAGAUGACUCUUCUGCUAUGUUUGAUGAGUAUUUUCAAGGACGCCAGAAUGAGUGAAAAAUUUAUGAGUAACUAUAUAUGUGAAGCACCUGCGACUGAAUCAGCAAGACAUUCUUCUCUUCAGAGGAUGCAAUACCAGAAAGCUACUUAUUUCAAUGAAAAAAGUAAUACUUGGCUCUUUCUCAGCAGCAUGCCUGAAUCAAAUUCUAGUUAUUCGGAAAUAGCUGGUGUUUUAAGUGGAAUCUUUUAAUAUUAUUUUAACAGCAUCAAUUUAGAUUUUAAAUGUUGAAAUUGACAUGAAUGCACAUAGACUUGUAUAUAAUAUAAAUGAGCAUUUGUGAUACAGUUAGGACCCAGUCUACCUUUACUUUUACUAUUUGAUUUUUAUUGUUUUUGAAGGUUUUUUUUGGAGAGGCAGGAAUUACUAUAACAAAA
Messenger RNA from Neogale vison (American mink), 1459 nucleotides. RefSeq names its product GPN-loop GTPase 3 (gene GPN3). The transcript is spliced from 8 exons. The record is from RefSeq and is a predicted model, not a curated record. NCBI's taxonomy places the organism in Eukaryota, Metazoa, Chordata, Mammalia, Carnivora, Mustelidae. Gene Ontology annotation, molecular function: GTPase activity. The coding region runs from base 227 to 1081 and encodes 284 amino acids.